AUGCAGCGACGCAGAAAAAGAUUUGACGAGCCCACGAUGAGUGACAAAACUUUGCUCUUGAAUGUCGAGGACCUCAUCAACACGGCGUUUGGCACCGCCGACAGAAAUGUAGUCAACUUUAAAAUGAUUCAAGCUAUAUUGCACAUUUUGGCACGUCAGAUGCGUCUACUUGAACAAGAAGUUGUGAUUCAGAUUGAUGAACUCGGUCUUGAGGAUGACGUAUCGGAAGACAGAGAUGGCCGUGGUAGGGAUCGUGGCGGGGGUCAUGGCAGAGAUAGAGAUAAAGACCGAGGUGGAGAUAGAGGGGUUAGUCAUGGAAGGGGUAGGGAUAAAGACCGAAGUGGUGAGAGAGUAGGUAGACGUGGCAGAGAAAGGGAUGACGAUCAACGUGGAGAGAGAAAGGAAGAGCGUCAUAGAAGUAGAACCAAAGGCGGUGAUCGGAGUGGAGAGAGAGGUGGUGAUCGGAGUGGAGAGCGAGGUGGUGAUCGGAGUGGAGAGAGAGGUGGUGAUCGUAGCGGGGAUAGAGAAUCAGGUCGUAGUCGAGAUAGACGAGGAGGACGAGAUGAAGAUACAGGCGGUGACAGAGAACGGGGUCGUGCUGAAGAUAGAGGUAAGGGUCGUAGUGGAGAAACUGAAAGUGAAAGUAGAGGAAAAGGGGGAGGAGGAGGAGGAGGUAAAAGCGGAGGAGAAAGAGUUGGUGGCAAAGGAGGCGGGCGAGAAGGCGGAAGAGAUGAAUAUAUGGAUCGAGGUGGGCGUGCUGAAGAUGGAGGAGGAAGAGGAGGGGAUCGUGGCAGUGGCAGAGAAAGGGGCGGUGGGCACAGCGCUGACAGAGAAGGUCACGGGGGAGAAAGAGGCAGCGCUCAAAGCGGCAAGAGAGAAUACGAUAAGGGUGGUGAAAGAGGCAGUAGCGGUCGCGGAGAGGAUAGAGGAGGAGACAGAGGUGUAGAUAAGCGAGGGGAGAGGGGAACACAGCGAGAAGAUACAGAAGACUCUCGCAGUAGACAGAGAAGUCCUCGUUCGGGAGACAGAGCAGGCGAUCGAUAUGAUGAACAUGGGCAAAGGGAUGAGUAUCACGAUAGAACGACAGGCGAAGGGAGGAGACAUCCCGAUCGUGGGGGUGAGAGUGAAAUAAGUUCAAGUUAUAAUGUGAAAGGAAGUGAAAAGCAAGGGAGGGGCGGCGACCGCGGAGGACAGGUGAGACAGGGACAUGGUGGCGAAGCGGCAAUGGACAGUGGUGCACGCACCGCUGAAGGAAGAGCAGCAGAAGGGGAAAGAAAGAAGGGGAAGAAAGCCGAGCGCAUCAAAGGACAAAGAAGAGGAACUCUUUCAGAAUCAGAUACGUCUCUUGGAAGAAUGCCUGGCUCUCGUACCAACAUCAAUGUAACAGGAAGCCGCGUACCACGCGUAGGUAGCAUCGAAGUGGUGACUGCCUCUCAGUUUGCGUUACUCGAGAGAGCUGUCCGCGAGCUGCAGAAGAUAGCCGGCCCUCUGCCAACACCAGCGCUGCCGGACAACCAGCGGUUGAGAGAAGACCUGGCCAAAGGCACUGCCUCACUCACUGAUACCAUGAAAGCUAUGCAGUUGCAUGCUCGCGUGGAUGCUGCUGAGCAAGGUCUGACCCAGAUGGCGGGCUUACUGACGCAACUCGCGGCGAUGGGCGCGUUGCCCAGUGAAAUGGUUGCUCGCAUCGGGGAAAUGCAACACGGUCAGUGGGCAGGGCAAGGACCAGGCCAGCAUGCGCCAUUUGCUGGACACUCACCUGAACAAGCUUACGGAUAUCAUGGGCAAUUUCCAACACAUAGAGGGCCGACCUCUCCACACGGCACCCAGGGAGAAAUGGCCGCGGGACAUACUGGUGGGGGCGCAUAUCCUCCAGACAUGAGAACUCAAGGCCAUACUGGACCGCCACAGAGUACGGCGACGAGUAUGUUAUCCCGGGGGCAAGGUGCCAGCGCGAAGCCAGGGGCCAUAGAUCCCGCCACUGGCUUGCCGAGGACCGCCAGGGGUUCAGUAGAUGGAGGUGGCUGGGCUUCAGAUCCGACUGUAGCGUAUAGACCCGUCACACAUGCUGAGAUGGAAAAUGCUCUGCUGAACAUUAAAGAAGAGCUCCAGAAAGCUAUAAGUACUAUGACAGCUCGAGCCACACAUUCAGCAGACGUGGCGGCCAAUACUUCCAAGAAUGUCGCGGAAAAACUGGAUUUGGCUUUAGCAAUCGACAAACGGAUCAGCAAGUUAGCAUCUCAAGCUAUUGAUUACUCCUCACAGCUCAGUGGCUUCGAUUCCGGCCUCGCAACUCAGAUGGCCAGUUUCCAGGAACAGAUGGCGCAGAUAAAGAGGGAGCUGAAGGAAGGGCUCGGCAGGCUCGAGCACGUCACUGCCAACGCUGAGUCUGCUGCUCUGACGGACCUGAUGGAGCGCUACCAGAUCCUGGUGGUCGAGCUGGAGCACACGCUCCAAACACACAAGGGCCUCACCGUGUUACAGAAUCAGCUCGAUGGUGAACUGCGAAGUCUUGUGGAGUGCGUUGAAAUGCUUCGAGAACAGAAAGCUGAUAGAGAUGAAGUGUUUGAUGGCCUCAGGGAUAAGGCUGACAUCUGUCGGUUGAAUGGUCUGCUACACGAGGAGGACUUCGAGCACGCGCGCACUGUACUAGAGAACGAACUGAAGCUCUGUUACGAGAAAUUCAAGAAACAGGAUCACAUGUGGAUGACGGCGCUCAAAGACUUGAAAGCCAUGGCAGGAAGCAAGGCAGAGAUAAUUCAACUGAUGGCGCUAAAGGACUCCGCCACCGAGGAACUGAGGUCUAUUCAGGCGCAGUUGAGGGAGCUGUACAUCAUGCUUGGAGAACCAAAGGCGGCGAUACUGAUGCGCAUGCUGGCGAAGAACGCAGCCUGCGCAGCGUGCCUCACUCCGGCACUCAUGGAACCGACAGACCCGAACUACGCCAAGCCCUUCGUCAUGCCCGCGUUCCGGCCACCGCCGCUCGGGGAGGAGGAACCAUGCGUUGCCAAGCCCCAACCGCAGAUGCCGGCUGAUGUCAGGACGCACGUGUGCCGGCGCUGGGCGGGGGGCUCCCACACGCUGGUGGCCGACCACGUCACGCGCGAGCGCGCCGCCCCCCCUGACCUGCACGGCCCCCCCACCAAACGAUACACUGGCUACGGCACCGAUGGAAGGUUAUACAUGUUGGAGGAAGAGCUACAGCCAUGUUUGGAGUGUAACAAGCUGGACUCAGGGGACCUGCAGCAGACUGAGCGAGUGGUAGCUGUCGAACCAAAACCCUCGCCUAAUGUGGGCGCCGGAGACCAGGUCGUGGCUGGUAACGAAAAAGAAAAGGAAGACAAGGAGGAGAAGGAGAAAUAA
Messenger RNA from Spodoptera exigua (beet armyworm), 3363 nucleotides. Lineage: Eukaryota; Metazoa; Arthropoda; Insecta; Lepidoptera; Noctuidae. The record is from the annotation of a GenBank genome assembly.